Messenger RNA from Linnemannia hyalina, 1341 nucleotides. The record is from the annotation of a GenBank genome assembly. Lineage: Eukaryota; Fungi; Mortierellomycota; Mortierellomycetes; Mortierellales; Mortierellaceae.
AUGGCGGCCCUCAGGAACAGCACUGCUCAACUGUCGCUUAUUACCAAUGCGCUCAGUCGACUCCAGUUACAGCAAAUGGGAUCAUCAGUCCUCACUCGGCACCCAUCACAUCUUCGCUUCAUCACUCAAACGCGCCACAACCUCUUGAAGAACGUGACAGGAGCCGACUUAUCGAAAGCAAUUGACCGCGCCAGCAACAACAGCAAUCCUCCAGGACAUUCUCGGUUCCCAGCAUCAGAACGGACUGCAGAAAGUGAGACUGGUUCGCGGCGGCCAAUGAGUCCCCGGUGGACUGCAGAAGAGGACAGAGACCUCUAUCAACUGGUGAAGGAGGGUAAGAACGCCAAAGAAAUCCACUCUACUCUCUGUUCGCAUCGGACGGUCGAAGCAGUCGUCGUGCGGGUCAGAUGGGUACGCAGGGCGACAAUGGUUCUGGAACAGCAAGCCAGAGAUGGGGUCCAGCCGGGGGAGAUCGAUAUCGCCAAUUCGGUCGCAGGAAAUGAGGGGGCCCCACCCUUGCGAACGGUUUACCUCCAGCUUAGGAUCGCAGAUAAAGUCAAGCGAGGGGAGAGCAACCGAGACGAGAAAGCGGUUCGGUGGCCAAGAAUGAUCAAGGCUUUUUCGCGCAAGCGGGCAUGGUCGCCAAAGGAAGAUGCAUUGUUGAAACAGUUGGUUGAGAGGAAUCGCGACACCCAGUUGCCGAAGCUCUGGACCAAAAUCUCUAAAGAGGAUAUCGAUGGCUCACAACUCCUUCGGUCAUCAGCAGCGUGUCGUAAACGUUGGGAGUUGCUGCAUGCUUCGCCAACACACAGUGGUUUCUGGGCGGUGAGAGAGGAGGAACGGCGCUUUCAGAGGGCCAUAUUCGAGCAGUUGGAGAGCAAGUACCAGGUGGCAGUCGACGUCUUAAUCGGCAAGCCCACGACAACGAAAAACACCCUCGGUCAAUGGCGUGCAGACCUGCAGCAACUCCCGGAACAGGAUGGUCUACCGAUUCUCAAGCUUGGGAGUCAUCGGCUGGAGCUGUUGAAUUGGACGGCGAUUGCGGAGAAAGUCAAGACUAGAGGAAAACUGGCUUGUCGGGAUCAUUUUUACAACGUGUACCAUAACGCUGUGAGAGGAAAGUGGUCGGAGGAGGAGUUGGGGCGAUUGGAGGAAGGUCUGGAGAGGUUUGAACGGGACCCGUGGAGAGUUGCAGAACACGUUGGGACUCGGUCUCCUAUGCAGGUGGCCGCUGUGAUUAGUCGCCAGCAGAGGCGGCUCCAAAGGAUGAAAAAGAGUACACCAGAGGCUGUGGAGGCAAAGAAGGAGAUUACUGGUGCUGCUACUGACAAAAAACAAUAA